This is a messenger RNA of Oldenlandia corymbosa var. corymbosa, 3866 nucleotides long. Lineage: Eukaryota; Viridiplantae; Streptophyta; Magnoliopsida; Gentianales; Rubiaceae. The record is from the annotation of a GenBank genome assembly.
AUGUACAUCAAAGAAGUAUGUCUAGAAGGGUUCAAAUCCUACGCCACCAGGACGGUUGUGUCAGGAUUCGACCCGUUUUUCAACGCCAUAACCGGGCUGAACGGGUCGGGCAAGUCCAACAUACUGGACUCCAUCUGCUUCGUGUUGGGGAUUACUAAUUUGCAGCAAGUUAGGGCUUCCAAUUUGCAGGAGCUGGUCUACAAGCAAGGCCAAGCUGGGAUUACCAAAGCCACGGUCUCGAUUGUGUUUGACAAUUCAGAUCGGAGUCGGAGCCCUCUUGGGUAUGAGGAUUGCGCCGAAAUUACUGUUACUCGCCAGAUUGUGGUGGGUGGAAGGAACAAGUACUUGAUUAAUGGACACCUUGCACAGCCGAAUAGAGUACAGAACCUUUUUCAUUCAGUACAGCUGAAUGUCAACAACCCGCAUUUUCUGAUUAUGCAAGGUCGGAUCACAAAAGUUCUAAAUAUGAAGCCUCCGGAGAUACUGUCCAUGCUUGAAGAGGCUGCAGGGACAAGAAUGUACGAGACAAAGAAAGAAGCUGCCUUGAAAACCCUUGAGAAAAAGCAAAGCAAAGUGGAUGAAAUUGACAAGCUUCUUGAUCAGGAAAUUCUUCCUGCUCUUGAGAAAUUAAGGAAAGAGAGGAUGCAGUAUAGGCAGUGGGCUGAUGGGAGUGCUGAACUUGAUAGAUUGAGGAGGUUCUGCAUAGCAUAUGAGUACGUACAAGCUGAAAAUGUGAGGGAUAAUGCCAUUCAGAUGGUGGAAGAAAUAAAGGCCAAGAUUUUGGAUAUCGAUAAUAACACAGAAAAAAUGCGUGGAGAAGUGCAGGAGAUGGAAAAGAAAGUGUUAGAGCUCACUCAGGUGAAGGAAGCAAGUAUUGGUGGAGAGGUAAAACUUCUGUCAGACAAAGUCGAUGCUCUUUCUCGAGAGCUGGUUAAGGAAACCACUGUGCUUAAAAAUCAAGAGGAAAACAUCAUGAGUGAGAAGGACAAUGCUAGAAAGAUUGAGAGAGGUCUUGAAGAAUUAAACCAAUCUGCAGCGGAGAUGGCUGCUUCCGCAAAACAAGCUGAAGAUGGAGCAGCUGAUCUCAAGAAGAAAUUUGAAGAGCUAUCUAAGAGUUUGGAAGAUCAUGAGAAAGAGUACCAGGGCAUCUUAGCAGGUAAAAGCAAUGGAAAUGAUGAGAAAUGCCUUGAAGAUCAACUUGCUGAUGCCAAAGUAGCUGUUGGAAAGGCAGAGACAGAGCUGAAACAGUUGCAAACACAAAUUAGUCAUGGUGAGAAAGAGCUGAAGGAGAAAACUAAGCAGUUAUCGUCAAAGCAGGAAGAAGCAUUAGCAGUUGAGAGUGAGCUCAAUAGUAGGAAAAAUGACGUGGAAAAGGUUAAAAGGUCUUUAGAAUCUUUACCAUACAAAGAGGGAGAAAUGGAAGCAUUACAAAAGGACCGUGCAGCCGAGUUAGAAAUUGUGCAGCAGUUAAAGGAUGAAGUUCGAAUUCUUUCUUCGCAAUUGGCUAAUGUAGACUUUACGUACAAGGAUCCCACAGAAAACUUUGAUAGAACAAAGGUGAAAGGUGUGGUUGCAAAACUCAUCAAAGUGAAGGAUAGCUCCACAAUGACUGCCUUAGAGGUGGCUGCUGGUGGGAAAUUAUUUAAUGUCUUAGUUGACACAGAAGUUACUUCAAAGCAACUGCUGGAUAAGGGCAAACUUCAAAGGAGAGUGACAAUUAUUCCUCUCAAUAAAAUUCGAAGUAAUCCCAUCCCAGCAAGAGUUCGAAAUAAUGCUAUCAAAAUGGUUGGCCUGGGAAAUGCCGAAGUGGCUCUUUCGUUGGUUGGAUAUGAUGAAGAAUUGCAUAGUGCAAUGGAAUACGUAUUCGGUUCAACAUUUGUGUGCCAAACCAUUGAUUCUGCACGGGAGCUGGCUUUUAGUAAAGAGAUAAGAGCACCAAGUGUCACUCUUGAAGGAGAUAUUUUCCAGCCUAGUGGUCUUCUGACUGGUGGCAGCCGGAAGGGUGGUGGUCAAUUGUUGAAACAACUUCAUACAUUGGCAGAGGCUGAAUCAAAACUCUCGUAUCAUCAGAAGCGUCUAUCAGAUAUAGAAGCUCAGAUUAGAGAGCUUCUCCCCCUUGAAAGAAAGUUCAAAGACAUGAAGACGCAGUUAGAACUCAAGUCAUACGAUCUUUCAUUGUUCCAAACCAGGGCUGAGCAGAAUGAGCAUCAUAAGCUUGGUGAAUUAGUGAAGAAGAUUGAGCAAGAACUUGAGCAAGCGAACUCUGCAGCUAAAGAAAAGAAACAGUAUUAUGAAAAGUGUAUUGAUAAAGUUCAAUCUCUGGAAAAUUCAAUCCACCAUCAUGCUGGAAGCAGGGAGAAAAGGCUCAAGGAUUUAGAGAAGAGAAUCAAGGGAAUCAAAGCUGAAAUGCAAUCAGAUUCAAACACCCUCAAGGGGCACGAGAAUGAAAUGGAGAGGCUCAUGAUGGAGAUGGAAGCAGUUAGAAAGGAACAAACAUCGCUGGAGGGCCAAUUGGAUUCUUUGAAGAAGAUGAUAGACAAUCUUAACCUUGGAGUUGAUGCUCAAAAGAACAAGGUUGCUUCCCUGAGCAAUGAUCAUAAUCAGGCUGAAGCUGAGCUUCAGUUGGCCCGAACAAAGAUGAAGGAAUGCGAUUCACAGAUUUCUGGCAUUUUAAAGGAACAAGAGAAACUAAAACGAAAAAUCACAGAUGCAAACCUCGAAAAGAAGAGGAUGGAAAAUGAGAUGAAAAGCAUGGAAGUCGAUCAAAAGAAUUGUACAUUAAAAGUCCAAAAAUUGAUUGAGAAGAAUGCUUGGAUUGCAUCCGAGAAGCAACUUUUUGGAAGGACUGGGACAGAUUACGAUUUUGCAUCUAGGGAUCCUCUGAAGGAAAAGGAAAAUUUUCAGAAGUUACAGGAGGAAUUGUCUGGCCUUGAAAAAAGGGUCAAUAAAAAGGUCAUGGCAAUGUUUGAGAAGGCUGAAGACGAAUACAAUGACUUGAUAUCUAAAAAGAACAUUAUUGAGAAUGACAAAUCCAAAAUAAAGAUGGUCAUAGAAGAGCUUGAUGAAAAGAAGAAAGAAACACUUAAAGUCACUUGGGAUAAGGUUAACAGUGAUUUUGGAUCUAUAUUUUCAACUUUGUUACCGGGUACUAUGGCAAAACUUGAACCUCCUGAAGGUGGCAACUUCUUGGAUGGCCUAGAAGUUCGUGUUGCAUUUGGAAGUGUCUGGAAGCAGUCGCUGUCAGAGCUUAGUGGAGGACAAAGAUCCUUACUAGCACUUUCUCUCAUUUUGGCAUUGCUUCUUUUCAAACCAGCACCUUUAUACAUUUUGGAUGAGGUUGAUGCAGCUCUCGAUCUUAGUCACACGCAGAAUAUAGGACGAAUGAUAAAAUCUCACUUUCCACAUUCCCAGUUCAUUGUUGUUUCUUUAAAAGAAGGAAUGUUCAACAAUGCCAAUGUUCUUUUCCGCACAAAAUUUGUGGAUGGUGUCUCAACUGUUCAAAGAACGGUUGCAUCCAAGUCAAGCAAGUGAUGCCAACAACCUCUGGUAAGCACUAAUUUGACUUGACAAUUUGAGCAAAAGUUGUGAUCUUCUGUCCUAUGAGAUUGCUGCAUAGGCGUAUCUGAAAAUUAGUGUGUAGGAAUAACUACUUAACCGCUGAAGGGAAAGACAACCAUCCCAUAUUAUGUGUCAUUUUAUUUACAUCACUAUAUCACAUCAUCUGCUCUCCCAGUCUCUGUACUGAUUCACGCUCAACAAUCUUCGUGGAUGUCUAAAACCCUUACUCAUUAAUCAUCUUUUGAUGCUCUUUAUAUGUUUUGCCACCCUUACUCAUUAAUCAUCUCUUCUGCUUCCUUACAGUUGGC